UUCUCCUAUUUAUGAUCGAUAAAUUGUUAUUAUUAUAAAUAAGUUUUGGUAAAUAGACUAGAAACAUAAAUAGAAAUCAUGCCUCCAAAAAGAGCAGUUUUUAUUGUUUAUAUUGAGGACUCUGAUUCUCUGAUUCCUGAACCCUCCUCCCGUUGCUUUGUGGGAGUAGAGUUGUGUUCCUAGUCCUGUUGGGUUCGCAAGCUCGUAGCAGUCGCACCUCAUGGCAUCCACGGUGACCUUCUCAUCACCCUUGUUCUUCUCUUGCUGCCGUCGCUCGAAUCCUUUGACCUUCUAUCAGUAUCAUCCCCAUCCCUCUCUUCGCUUUUUAAUUCCUCCACUCCGUUAUCGUCUUCGAGCUUCCGGUAGAUUCUCCAACUACUCACAGGAAGGUGGUAAUAUGGUCAGCGAUCUGCGCCACUGGGGCGCCAGUGCCGUCGUCGCCAACUAUUAUGUCGAUGACAAUUCUGAAGACGAUGACGAUGAUGAUGACGAAGACCGUAGCUUGGAUUUGCUUGUUCGAUUCAUCCAUAACAUGUUCCGCAAGAUAUCCAGGCGAGCCAGGAAAGCCGUUCGAUCUGUCAUUCCUAUCUCCAUAUCCACUAAAUUGGUGGGAUUUUCUGUUAAUGGGGUCAUAAUAUUGGCAUUCUUGUGGAUUUUGAAGGCGUUUCUUGAGGUGGUCUGCACAAUUGGAAGUUUAGUUUUCCUAAGCAUUUUACUUAUUCGAGGGGUUUGGUCUGGUGUUUCAUAUUUACAAGAAAACCGCAACUAUAACUCAAGCAAUACUGAUGACCAGUCCCAUAGAUGGACGGGUGCACAACCUGUGACUUAGUUUGUUUCUUCACUCUGUAGCCUUCUAGAACAAGAAAGAUGCGUAAGCGAUGACCCAGAGUGGCAGUCUUCAUAUCUGUAGAAAUUCGCCUCUUUCUGAAGGUGACAAAAGAAAGAACAAUAAGGUGCCAACAAAUCCUUACCUGCUCGGGGGAAAAGUAUCUUAAUAGUAGUUACUGUAGAAAAUUGAGGCUGAUUUUUUACAGGAAGCCCGAGACAAGCUACUCUCAGUUGAGACUAAUCCAAACUAAAUAAAACCAGAGUAAAGUGAGUUCAUUUGUAUGGGUACAGUUGUCCAACAUAAGCAUAAACUCAUGAUGUAUAACAUGAAUCGUGAAUUUCUUGUAAUUUUUCCAGGAUAUAAUUAAGAUCUUAUGUAUCAGGAAAAGUUAAUCUA
Molecule: messenger RNA, 1225 nt
Organism: Macadamia integrifolia
Lineage: Eukaryota; Viridiplantae; Streptophyta; Magnoliopsida; Proteales; Proteaceae
Product: protein SHORT HYPOCOTYL IN WHITE LIGHT 1-like
Exons: 4
Coding region: 221-829 (202 amino acids)
Biological process (GO): regulation of abscisic acid-activated signaling pathway; negative regulation of photomorphogenesis
Source: RefSeq, a predicted model, not a curated record